AUGAAGCUAAGCGAGUCAAGAGGCGAAGCAGAGAAGCACAGGCGACAAAAACAUUUAAAAAUGAUCUCGUCGUUAACAUAUAUGGGAGGCGCAGACAAGGCUGGAGCAAGCCCAUAUGGAGAAGAGGAAGAUAAGGAGGAAGAAGGCAUCAUAGUCAUCACACUCUCUGGAUCGAACCCAGGAGCCACCAUGAAGACCGAGCUCCACAUGAAAGACUUACACAUAUCGAAUAGAAUCUAUUCGACCAAUUCAUUCGCGAAACAUUGA
This is a messenger RNA of Microthlaspi erraticum, 267 nucleotides long. NCBI's taxonomy places the organism in Eukaryota, Viridiplantae, Streptophyta, Magnoliopsida, Brassicales, Brassicaceae. The record is from the annotation of a GenBank genome assembly.